GCUAGUUUCUAAAUAAAGCCUCUACGACCGAGAAAGGCGUUCAUUAACAGAGGUCCGAUUUUUGUGUGUGUUUGGGCGCUCUAUUUGUAUUGUGUUAUCUGUAAUUUCUCACAUAGUGUUGCAAUUGCAGCGCAAUAUAUAUUAAACAACAAUGAGUGACGCCGAGAAGGAAUUCGUGAAGCGGGUUAAGGUUGGAAGAAGAGAAAUCUGGAUGAAGUCAAAUGUCAAGUUGUUAAUGCGAAUAAUUUGAAGCUGAAUUUUCAGUGCAUGCUAAUAUUGCGGAGCAAAAGAAGUUCCCAUAUAGCAGUUAUGGGCAGUGAGAGAAAUGGGGGAAGAGGAAUGAAGUCAGAAAUGAAAUUGAAACUGAAGAAAGAAGAAAAGAUGUGUUAUGAAGUUAAGAUCAGAAGUUAUCUGGGAUAAGAUCGCAGCGCUAAGUAACUCUUAGAGUCCCGUUCGGCCUCUAGGAGCGCAAGUCCUAGAGGAUCUGCUAAGUCAGCCAGUCGCUCGCCGGAUCACUCACCUGCUCAGUCAAAAGAGGGGUCCCGCCACUCUCGCUCCAAGUCUCGUUCUCGCUCCAGGUCCAAGACUAGGUCUCGUUCCCAUCGGAGCUCUCGCAGACAUUACAGUCGUUCCCGCUCGCGCUCUCAUUCUCGCCGAAGACGUUCACGCAGCCGUUCAUACAGCAGCGAAUACCAUCGCCGCCGCAGUCAUAGCCACUCUCCUAUGUCCAACCGUAGACGGCAUGUUGGUGACAGGGCAAACCCAGAUCCAAACUGCUGCCUGGGAGUGUUUGGGCUGAGCCUGUACACUACAGAGAGAGACCUGAGGGAGGUCUUCUCCAAGUAUGGCCCUCUGAGUGACGUCUCCAUCGUGUAUGACCAGCAGUCUCGGCGUUCCAGGGGUUUUGCUUUCGUCUACUUUGAGAACAGAGAAGAUUCAAAAGAGGCUAAAGAGCGUGCAAAUGGUAUGGAGCUAGACGGCCGGAGAAUUAGAGUCGACUACUCGAUUACAAAGAGGCCACACACACCUACUCCUGGAAUAUAUAUGGGCAGACCAACAUAUGGCGGAGGUCCGAGUGUAAGUCGUCGCCGUGAUUACUAUGAUCGAGGCUACGAACGUGGAUAUGAUCGUUACGAUGACCGUGACUACUACAACAACAACAGGUCAUACAGGAGAAGAUCCCCCUCUCCAUACUACGGCAGAGGACCAUACAGGUCACGAUCACGCUCUCGCUCCUACUCCCCUCGUCAUUACUGAAGUGAAGUUCGACUCCUCUCACCCUUCCUGAAGACGAUGAUGACAAUGACAUUGUUGAUGACGUAGAUGUUGAUUUCUGGUGGCAUGAGUUUGGAUGUACUUUAAAUUCAGUCCCUUCGAUUUCUUGCCUAAAGGUUUCAUGUGUCUUUGACCGGUCUGGAUGUUUCAGUAGUUGGAUGAAUAUUUUUGAACUGUUGUUGUUUUUGUUUUGUUUUUUUCCUCCCCAUUUCCGAUCUGAUGCAGAAUUUGCGUUUAUUUUGUAAUAUGAUAGUGUCCGGCUCACACCUCCUUGUUUUUAUGCAUUUUAAGCUUAGUGGUGGUCUUGCAAUAAACUGCUUUAUACCUCCCA
Molecule: messenger RNA, 1606 nt
Organism: Ctenopharyngodon idella (grass carp)
Lineage: Eukaryota; Metazoa; Chordata; Actinopteri; Cypriniformes; Xenocyprididae
Gene: tra2b
Product: transformer 2 beta homolog
Exons: 9
Coding region: 724-1257 (177 amino acids)
Biological process (GO): positive regulation of mRNA splicing, via spliceosome
Cellular component (GO): spliceosomal complex
Molecular function (GO): RNA binding
Source: RefSeq, a predicted model, not a curated record